This is a messenger RNA of Pyricularia pennisetigena, 540 nucleotides long. RefSeq lists its product as uncharacterized. NCBI's taxonomy places the organism in Eukaryota, Fungi, Ascomycota, Sordariomycetes, Magnaporthales, Pyriculariaceae. The transcript has a single exon. Gene Ontology annotation, molecular function: protein binding. Bases 1 to 540 code for a protein of 179 amino acids. The record is from RefSeq and is a predicted model, not a curated record.
AUGCUCCCGACCGGAGCAGUUUUAGCCAUAGAACUACCAGGGCGAGACCUGUCUACAUUCUGCCUACGCCAUGGGCAACCAGGCCGGAUCAAGGCCAUACUCGCUCUGGAUCCGUUGCCUGCACGCAAGCUAGACAAGGGCGGCUGUUCCGUGUUGUGGCAUGCGGCGUCUGCGGAUACGCAAACUGAUGAUCCGGCCUCUCAGUAUCGAGUUUGCCAUCGAGACGGCGUGCAAGUAGGAGACUCUGAUGCUCUCAAGGUGCUGCUGCGAUUCGGGGCCAGGGUUGAUGUAAAAGCGCCUGGAUUCGGCCUCACCCCUGCACAUCUGGCGGCCAUGUUUGGACACCACGAGUGCCUUGAGCGCGCCAUCCGUCAUGCUUAUGAUGCUGUAGGCAAAGGCCUGGAAGGUAGAAAGAUGUGCUGCACGCCGUUGCACCGCGGCGUGGUCAAUGGGCGUACCAAGUACGUCGAGUUGCCGCUCGAGGCUGGCGUCGACGUGUCGCGCCCCUGUGAGUGCGGCGCACUCGACCAAGAAGCCUGA